This is a messenger RNA of Pyrus x bretschneideri (Chinese white pear), 2121 nucleotides long. RefSeq lists its product as uncharacterized. The transcript is spliced from 6 exons. Lineage: Eukaryota; Viridiplantae; Streptophyta; Magnoliopsida; Rosales; Rosaceae. The record is from RefSeq and is a predicted model, not a curated record. Bases 476 to 1957 code for a protein of 493 amino acids.
CGGACAAGCGUAGCGUAUAGCCAAUGUGAUCAAGUCCACGCUUGCCAAGUAAUCCGAGUUUUACAAGUUUCAGUAAUCUCAUUAUGCGCCUUUAAUCAGACUCUAAAUUGGAAACUAAACCUCUAAUUUUCUCCGUGGACAUUAACUACCAUUCAAAACCUACUUAAAAAAAUGAGAGGGAAGACCUACCAUUCAAUUCAUACACCAGGUCAGUAGGACUAGUAGAGGGCGAAACCAAUUCCUUAUAUCGUAUCGUCAACCAUCUACCUUCACAAUCCUAAUCACUCCAAUCCACCAUCUCAAACGCCUUCAUCUCCAUUCGUGUUCAACCAGAUGAUUAAACCGAUCUCGUCUGCCACCGUGGAGCUUCCGGUGCAACCCCCGAAGGACAUAAACCAUUGACGACGACCAAGGAAGCUUGCAGUCCCGGAACAAGGUGGGAGGUGGGGGAUUUUCACCAGGGAAGCUGAGGAGUAUGCUACUGGGAGUGGAGAAGAAGAGGAAGGAAAAGGAGGAUUCUGAAUCUGCUUUCACUCUGAGAUCUCAGCCUCCUGACUUUGAUGAUCAAGCUGGGGGUGGUGGUUCUGAUGACUGUAAAGAUGUAGAUGUUGUGAGUGUUCUUCCCAAAUGCUCGACUUCGAAUGCUGCCGACUCAUUAGGCCCGAAGAUGGCUGGUGACCGGCGAUUGAAGGAUAGCACAUUAGUCAAUUCAAGAAUUAGGAACCAAGAAGACCCUUCAUUAGAUUAUGAUAGUGGGCAUGAUGCAAUGGGUGUGUCCUCAUCCAUAUUUGAGUUUCAGAAGGCAGAGCGUGCCCCACAAAGGGUGCCUCUUGCGCCGUUCUCCAAACCAGCACCGUCCAAAUGGGAUGAUGCUCAGAAAUGGAUAGCAAGCCCAACUUCGAACCGGCCAAAGAUGGGGCAGGCUCAAAUGCAGGUUGGGCAAGGAGUUGGAUCGCGAAAGGCUGGUAGCUUUGGUUAUGGGAGUAAACAAUUGAGCACAAAGGUUGUUGUUGAAGUUCCAGAUCAAAAAGUAGAUAUUUUUGAAGAACCAGAUACGAAGCGAAUUGACACAAAUCAAUCUAAGAUGGAAAGUGGAGGGCAGAAGUGUGUAAGUUGGGAGCCUGAUCCAUACCCCAUUGCCGAUUCAUAUGGCAAAUCAGUGCUCAUGGUUGAGAACUCUGUCGGAGAGUCAGCAAUCAAUCUUAGCCAGCAUGAUUCUUCUACAGCGUUUCAUGGAACAACAACAUUUAUUCCUCCUCCUUCAACCGCAAGAUCUGUCUCAAUGAGAGAUAUGGGUACAGAGAUGACGCCUAUUGCUAGCCAGGAACCCUCCAGGACUGGAACUCCAGUGGGGGCAACAACACCGAUUCGCAGUCCUACUAAUUCAAGGCCAUCAACUCCUAGCAGAGCUGCACAAGCUUCAUCUCCAAUCAACCAGAAUCCUAACAAGGAGUUGUCUGAAAAGGAGUUACAAAUGAAAACCAGGAGAGAGAUAAUGGUUCUUGGGACACAGUUGGGUAAGAUGAACAUCGCUGCUUGGGCUAGCAAAGAGGAGGAUAAGGGUGCAUCCACGUCACAGAAAACUACACCAGAAGAACAACCGGGGAAAAGCAUUGUUGAGACACGUGCAGCAGCAUGGGAAGAAGCUGAGAAAGCCAAGUAUAUGGCUAGGUUCAAGCGUGAAGAGAUGAAAAUACAAGCUUGGGAAAAUCAUCAGAAAGCAAAAACAGAAGCUGAGAUGAGGAAAAUCGAGGUAGAGGUUGAAAGGAUAAGAGGACGCGCUAAUGGCAAGCUUAUGAAUAAGUUGGCAGCUGCAAGACAUAAGGCUCAAGAAAAGCGAGCAGCAGCGGAGGCCAGGAGAAACCGGCAAGCAGCGAAAACAGAACAUCAAGCAGAGUACAUUCGCAAAACCGGUCGCAUCCCGUCCUCGUUUUGGUGUUGGGGUUGGUGCUCUUGAUAUUGGAACCACAUUCUGCAAAUGUAUGUCCAUGUUAAUGUAAAAACCUAAAAACUUGAUUUGGCUUAACCUAUGAAAGUCGGAAAGUAAAGUACUCAAGUGUAAUUAUCGUCAACAUGGCGAAGGGGUAAUGCUUGCUUAAAAUAUUUUGUUUGUUCUUUCCA